This is a messenger RNA of Cantharellus anzutake, 432 nucleotides long. RefSeq lists its product as uncharacterized. The transcript is spliced from 2 exons. Bases 135 to 380 code for a protein of 81 amino acids. NCBI's taxonomy places the organism in Eukaryota, Fungi, Basidiomycota, Agaricomycetes, Cantharellales, Hydnaceae. The record is from RefSeq and is a predicted model, not a curated record.
GUCCAUGAUGCCGACAAAAUGUCAAUCCUCAGUGGUUGGAGGCUCACCUCAACGUGCAUGGAUCGUCUGCAAGAGCCUCGAGGUACGUCAACUGCAUUUUCCGUCUCAGUCGUCGGCGCGGGAAUGUAAAGAGGAUGAUUGAUCGGACUUACAUACAACUUGUGCCUGCUUUCUUUUUAUGCUCAACAAUUAGCUCCCCGCUCUAUGCGCACACUGAUGAGUGCUCAAAACUACAAAAGUCCAAGCCCUUUACCUUGACGCAUCUCCUUCGCCACUCGCACCGUCAGUAUCCUUUCACGUUUUGGACAGUUCAAGUUCCCGUCAUUACCGCCACUUUAACUGCACUUGUACUGAAGGGCGACCACAACACUCAUGCGUAGUGCGGACCCAUCCCGACGUGUCAUCCCUGGCCCUAUCAUUCUCAAAUCACCC